AUCAAUGGCGUGGAGUCACUUGAAAAGUAUUGUCUGGGAGGUUAUUAUUCUAUUCUAAUUGGGGAUAUGCUUCGCGGUCGAUACUGCAUUGUUGACAAGCUGGGAUUUGGAGGUUAUUUGACUAUCUGGCUGGCUCUGGAUACUUGCCAGCAUCGUUACGUUGCCGUCAUAGUCGGCAUAGCAGGUUCAAAUUCGAAUGAGAUUAAUAUCCUUCGAGCUCUUGCACACCCAGGACAUUAUUCUAUUCCUACUCCCUUGGAUCAAUUUGAACUGGAUGGACCCAAUGGAAUAUAUUUAUGCUAUACUAUAACACUAGCGCGAUGUAAUCUUCGGGAGGUGUCUUUUAGUCGCCUUUUUCCUCUCAAAAUUACGCGGGCGUUGUCAGGUGGUCUCACGCUCGCUAUUGCUUACAUGCAUCCACAGGGUUAUGUUCAUGGAGACAUUCAUCUACGCAAUGUCCUAGUGAGAGUACCGUCCAACUUUGAUAAACUUUCGGUCGAACAAACUUAUGAAGAGUAUGGAGAGCCUCAGACAGUCUCUGUUGCACGAUGUGAUGGCAUGCCGCUUCCACUAAAUAUCCCGGCGAAGGCAGUAGCAGGCGUUAUCGUACGUGUCAGCUGUUGA
This is a messenger RNA of Aspergillus saccharolyticus JOP 1030-1, 624 nucleotides long. RefSeq names its product kinase-like protein. Gene Ontology annotation, molecular function: ATP binding; protein kinase activity. NCBI's taxonomy places the organism in Eukaryota, Fungi, Ascomycota, Eurotiomycetes, Eurotiales, Aspergillaceae. The transcript has 2 exons. The record is from RefSeq and is a predicted model, not a curated record. Gene Ontology annotation, biological process: protein phosphorylation; regulation of mRNA processing; spliceosomal complex assembly. The annotation marks the transcript as partial.